GGAUGAAUCAAGCUCCUGGUUGGAAAUGCUGGAAGUGCAAACCACUACGUGCAGCUCACAGGAAAGCCACUGCUCGUUUUCAAUUCAAGCCAAAGCAACCCAGUGAAUGUUGGCUCUGAAUUUCUGUUGCUUUCACAUCCAUUCAGUCAUUUCCUUUCCUCUCUGCUUGCAACCUUCCUGGGCAGAACACUCCCCUGGAUAGCUCACCCCUUUUGUCCCAUCUCACAGCAGCUCAAAUUGCAAGCUUCAGGCAAAGUAUGAAAAGUGGAGGCGUGCAGUUACUGAACCGCUGGAAGCCAACAGUGAGUGCUCAAGUUCCUCUGCGUUUCUGGGGCUGGUCCGAAGUGUUACUCCAAGUUUAGGCAGCGCCAUACGACUGGGACUCUCCAGUCCAUUUAAGGAUGGGCACGGGCGGGUCACUCUCCGAAGUGAAUAAUAAAGUCAAAGGGCGCAUCACAGGAUGGACACGGGUGGGUCACUCUCCGAAGUGAAUAAUAAAGUCAAAGGGCGCAUUCUCCACAUGGAAGACCCCGGCAUCCCUCCACCCGCCUUCUGCCUUGCCCUCUCCUCCCACCCGGGCAGCAGCAGCUCCGCAGGCUGAGAAGAGCCGGGAACCCACCGGAGCCCAGUAGCUCAAGCCUUUUCACCGCAGGAGUCAGAGUUCCCAGCUCCGGGCUCCCAGGUACCCGGAAUCCCUCCCGCUCCUCCCGCUGCCGCGGCCCCUGAUGAGUUUCGGUUUCCAUUUCCCCGGCGAGGCGUUCCCGGUGCUGCCCGGGCACUCCCGAGCUGUCGGCGGGCGAGGGAUGGCGAAGGGACGGCAGCAGCGGAGGCGGGGGAGCGGCACGGGAGAGCGCACACAGUCGCAGAGGAAUGAGGUGCAGUGCUCAAACCAUGAUGCCACACACAGGCUCAUUCUCUCCCCUAACGGGAAGCUUUCUGAACACUGGGCUAAAGCUUCAGCAGGCUGCCCCAAGACAAGGCUGGUGCAAGAACUGGGAAACCGAAAUAUUGUUCAAAUAGCAUGUGGGGACCAGCAUGCCAUGGCACUAUCCAGAGGGGGUGAGCUCUUCACCUGGGGUCAGAACACCCAUGGACAGCUUGGAGUGCGGAGCCAAACCACGCUUACUCCCAAACCACAGCUGGUGGAAAGACUAAAGGGCAUCCCACUUGCUCAAAUUGCUGCUGGAGGAGCUCACAGCAUCACUGUGUCACUCUCUGGAGCUGUGUACUCCUGGGGAAAGAACAGUUUUGGACAGCUGGGACUCGGAGACACGAAAGACAGGGACUGCCCAUCAUAUGUUGGAGCUUUAGAGCACUGGAAGACUGUAUUUAUCUCAUGUGGAGCAGAUCAUACUGCAGUUCUCUCUAAGGAGGGGCUGGUGUGCACCUUUGGAGCAGGAGGGUCUGGCCAGCUGGGUCACAACUCCACUCGGAAUGAACUCCUGCCUCGUGUGGUGGCUGAGCUGUGGGGAGCAAGGGUUUCACAGAUUGCCUGUGGCAGACAACACACUCUGGUCUAUGUCCCUUCCUUGGACAAAUUCUACUUCUUUGGGUCUGGUGAUGAAGGACAACUGGAAGAUGAGAGCAAGCCCAAUCAGUUGAUACCACUUCCCAUCAAUUCACCAGUGAAUACUGGAAAAUCCUGCCAGAAAAAGGGUGCAUCAAAAAAGGGGAUUAAAAUUAUUGCAGGAGUAAACCAAAGUUUUGCCUGUUGCAGGGUGGAGAACAAGAAUUCAUAUUUGAAUGGAAUUGCCACUCUGGAGGAUAAAGAAGUGGAUGCAUGGAUUUCUAAAUCUAAACGUUGGAAGAGUAUAAAAAAGAAUAUCAGACUGAUCUUUUCAUCUGAGGCUUGUAUCAAUGGAAGCUUCCUGGACAAAAGAGACAAACAUUUCAAAACUUCCAAAGAAGUCUCAGGCAUAGACAUGUCAGAAGUGAAACGUUUUUAUGAGAAGAUCAGUAAAAACCAAACAGUCUACCAGGAGGUGCAAAAGGAGAUUAAGAACUUACUGCCGUCAUUGUCUUCCUCUCCCAUCUCACCUGAAAAUUUCAGGGUCUACUUGAUCUUGCCUUUCCUUCUGCAGGGGGAGGACAGAGACUCUUUGAUUCUUGAGAUGGCUCAAGCCAUCAUGAAGCUCCAGCCUGAGGGCCUACAAACUCUUGAAUGCCUAUGGUCAAAUCUAGGAACACCCUUUUUUAGGGAGCUGGUCAUUCUGUAUCAGAGGGUUUCCAAGCAAUCUGUCCUGGAGUUCAUAGCCAGGGGGCCAGACCACAUCUUCAACCUGGGCCCAGCUGAAACAGGGCCUCUGCAAAUACUGCAGAGGCUUUACCAGGUGAACUCCAGAACUGGUUUCAGAGUGCAUGAAAGCAACUUCUAUGUACCUGAAGUGAUAGAGAUUAUCAACUUAUGUUCAUGCUUAAAUGUAACAACAGUCCUAUGGAAUCUGAGCAAGUUUCCAUGCAUCUUUGACAGGAAAAGCAAGAUCCACAUUCAUAUUACAGAAUGCAGGGCUCUGUCCAAUGUCUCUUUUAUACCUGUUAUGUGCAUCCCUGAGACAUGGAAUUUUGCCGUCAGAAGACAAUGCCUUCUGCAAGACAUAUGGAAAAAUUUAAAAUCCGCCUCAAACCAAGAUUUCAGGAAGAUCUUAAGGGUGAAUUUCGUGGGUGAGAAGGGGAUGGACGAUGGUGCGGUGUCCCAGGAGCUCUUCAGCAUCGCAGCCAGGACCCUCUGCCAGCCUGGCACUGGCACCUUCUGCCACUUUGCCUCCAGCCUUGUGUGGUUCCCCAAACAGGCCUCGAGCUGUGAGGAUGAGGACACCUUCCUCUUGAUUGGGACACUCUGUGGAAUGGCCCUGUUUAACCAGCGCAUGGUGCCCUUCCCCUUCCCCAGGGCUCUCUACAAAAAGCUACUGGACCUGGCCCCCACUCUGGAGGACCUUGAGGAGCUGCUGCCAACUGUGGGCCGGAAUCUUCGGAGCAUUUUGAAUGAUGAAUGUGAUAGCUUGGACUUGGACUUCACGGGAAUGGAAGGAGAAGAUUCCACGGAGGUUGUUGAACUUAAGAAAAAUGGUGCCAACAUUCCUGUCACUGAGGAUAACAGGAAAGAAUAUGUUGAUUUGUAUGUGAAUUAUAUAUUCAAUAAAUCGGUACAGAAGCCAUUUGAGGACUUUAUGCAAGGGUUCUUAAGAGGCUGCCCAGCUAGAAAUUGGAAGAUGUUUUUCCCUGAAGAGCUGCAGGUUCUUCUCCAGGGACACAUAACAUUUGACUGGCAUCUGCUGGAAAAGAAUGUGGUAUACAGACAGUAUAAGAAGUCAGAUCAAACCAUCAGGAAUUUUUGGGCUGUGUUUCACAAGCUACCAGAAGAAAAAAAGAAAAUGUUUCUUGUUUUUUUGUCAGGAUCUGAUCGAAUCACUGGCUAUGUACUGGACCAUUUUAGAUUUUGUAUUGAAGAUCCUCAAGUGGAAAAUCCAGAUGAGGUCUGUCCCUGGGCCAGGACCUGCUACUUCAUUUUGUUCCUCCCCAGAUACAGCAGUAAAAAAGUACUCAAAGAGAAGUUGCUUUAUGCCAUAGAGCAUAAUGAAGGUUUUGGCCUUGCCUAAUUCUUGGAUAGAAGCACUUUAAAGCAAAAAUAAGAAAACAAGUCUUUGUUUCACUUGUCAUAUUUUCUCUUAAUUAUUCCAGUUUACUGGUUUCUGCUCUGCCAUAUUUUUACUGCACUUUAUAAACACCCGAGUGUGUGUAUUUGCUGAGAUUUUACAUGGCUUAUAAAAUUGAGCUUAGACCAGAUACCUCAUAGUUAGACUGUAAAUUUAGGAAAGAAGAAUCCUGUUUGGCACACUUCAGAGAAGGAAGCUGAUAACCAAGCAUAUUUGUGCAAGCAGGGUCUGCACUGUUCUGGUUGUGUUAAUAGAGUGAGAUCCCAGCAGCAGUGAUUCUGUGAUUUGUACAUUCAUACAUUAGCAAGCACACAGCCAAGAUGUGCUAAGCAGUCACCCUUGCAAGGCAAAGCUGGUGUUACUUAAGGGUUCUCUUGGGGAGCAACUAACUCUAAUGAGACUGUGAAUUGAAGGAGCAGUCUGGGCUCACCUGGAUAUGGCCUAUGACUUAUCUGUGACAAAUUCUUAGGAAAAUUUGAUCAUUCCUAGACUUUUGAAAAAGCUAUACUAAUGCACUAUGAUAAAAUAAUUUUUUGUUAUUUAGUGUGAUAACUGUUGUAUUUGUUAUGUUUCUUUAUAUUUUCUAAGGAGAUGUUUCGCAAUUAAAUCAUAAAAUCUUAGGCUUGCAGAACAGAUCUGUCUAAAGAGCCCUGUGGACAUGAGGCUUGCAGGGCUUGUGGAAUCUCAUUGUCAAAACAGUGCAGAGCACUGGCAGGAUAUUAACACUGUCAGGCAGGAUAUGUGUUUUCUGUGUAUUUUGCUACGUGGAUGGGGAGAGAAACAAAUCAUUAUUUUUCAGCAGUCUUCUCUUUGGUGUAUUAAAUGUGUCAGGGGACAUCCAUAUGUAAAGAAGACUUCCACUGUGUUAAAUUAACUGAUGAUGGAUUAAAUUUUCACCCCUGUAGCUGUGUUCUUCCUUUCUUAUGCAUCUGCCUAUGUAGAUAAGCCUAGCAAGCAGUGUGUCUGUGUUCUCUGUCCUCCUUGCUAUGGGGGAGCCAUUCACAAGUGGCGUCAAAGGCUGAUGUAAGCGUAUUUCAAAGAGAUGUAUUGUAUAUGCUGAUCAAGUCAGUCGUUCCUGUGUGAUGCAGAAUGACAUUGUUACCUACUAAAAAAAAAAAAAACAAAAAAAAGCUUCCUUUUAAGUUA
Molecule: messenger RNA, 4799 nt
Organism: Corvus hawaiiensis (hawaiian crow)
Lineage: Eukaryota; Metazoa; Chordata; Aves; Passeriformes; Corvidae
Product: E3 ISG15--protein ligase HERC5-like
Exons: 24
Coding region: 726-3596 (956 amino acids)
Biological process (GO): protein ubiquitination; ubiquitin-dependent protein catabolic process
Molecular function (GO): ubiquitin protein ligase activity
Source: RefSeq, a predicted model, not a curated record